Botrytis byssoidea is the source of this 2312-nucleotide messenger RNA. RefSeq lists its product as uncharacterized. Lineage: Eukaryota; Fungi; Ascomycota; Leotiomycetes; Helotiales; Sclerotiniaceae. The coding region runs from base 462 to 1013 and encodes 183 amino acids. The record is from RefSeq and is a predicted model, not a curated record. The transcript has 3 exons.
CGUUUUGUGUCCAAGCCCUUGAUCAAUAUAGUUAUGUGGAGUCGUGGUCCCGUUCCGGAAGAGCGGAAAAUGCCUUGCUGAAUCAUCUCCGAGUGUGUGAGCAGAGGAGAAUUGAUACUUUUAAGAAGCCAAAUUGACUUGCAAACGUUGGUAUUAGUAAUCUCAGAUUUAGACGGUGGGAGGGAUCCGAAGCAAAGAAUGAAUCUGUCUAAUGAUUGGUGAUGGAUUACCGAACUUUUCUACCGGCUGACAUAUCAUAAUUGAUCACUAAACUUGCACCAUUUUUGUGGGACCACUGCCUCUCACUAAAGGUAUUAAUUAUAGCAUCAUCGUCCAAUCUGAUAUUGAAGGAGUUUAUUUUCUACAUUUAGCAGCAACUCAAUCAUCUUUUCACACAUUGGCUUCAGAGAACAAAAGUCUAUCAAAAUCUUUCCUCGAACCAUUACCAAAAGCUCGUAAUCAUGGCUGACCCCUCUCUCUACACCUAUCCUUCACCUCUUGAAGGCUAUGAGAACUUGGCCCCUCUUGGAACGGAAGUAUCACCUGAUGGAAAAAGCCUUUUGAACCCAGAGACUGGAAUUAAGAGCAAGAGUUAUGAGAAGUUCACGGAGCCUCUGGAUAGUGGAAUCCGGGGUGCGUUCGAUGUACAUAUCUAUCAUUUCCAGAAGAACAAGGAGCAAGCCAAGUUUGCUAGAGAGUUGUGGCAGAGGAUUAGAAGAGAAUUUCCAGAGCUUCGCAUCUACAGAUUCUGGGAAGAACCAAUUGGGCCUCAUGCUGUUGCGAUGUUCGAAGUGAAUCUCUUCACUCCGGCACAAUUUGGCGCUUUCAUACCUUGGCUGGUGAUUAACAGGGGACCGUUAAGCGCGUUAGUCCAUCCUAACACGGUUGAUAAGAAAGGAGAGUUGUUAGACGAAGAGAGAGACCAUACGCAGAGAGCGAUUUGGAUGGGAGAACAGCUUCCACUAGAUCUGAGUUUGUUCAAGAGGCUAAAGCAGCAGAAAGCUGCACAAUAGGAAGAUAUUGUUGGUCAGAUCUGAUGGGUAACAGGAAAUAUCUGUACAAAAAAGGUUAAUUUGUAAAAGGGCAAUGCGAAAGCAUUAAUGACACAAAGAAGAAUGCAUUUGGGUACCAUAUACUUCACCUGAACCACCAGUUCACGGAUGCGUUAAUUCCACUCUCUGAACUUCUUAUGCUAUGCCACCAUCCUUUUGGUAUGAACAACGCAUCCCCGGGCCCAACCUCGACCUCGAAACCCUGGUCUAUGACUUUUUCUCCCCAAACACGAUCCUCAAGUAGAGAUCUUUCUGGACCUUCCAUCAUCUCCUCACCUCUCAUGCUGGCAAUUCCCGAUGCACCAAUACUUUGUUGUACGUUAUGAUAUAUCCCUGCACCAACGGCUGGUGGAAACAAUCGGACCCUUUUCUUGCUCACCAGCUGUAUAAAAAGAUUCGGAUUCGGAUCUUUGUGUAAUGGUGUAUAACUUGUUGAUAUACCCAUCCAUACAUUGGCAUCGUAAACAUCGCCUUUCCCGGCCUCUUUCACCAAUUUGGGUGUAGGCAGGUCUCGUUGUAUUUCUGUCGGCAGAUCCGCUAUUUGAGCCUGUGCAAUGUAGAGCGGGAGAGAGCAUUCCGGAUGAGUAGCUGAUAGAAAGAGAGAGAAUGGUGCAUAGAAAUGGUAGAAUGACUUUUUGGAAUCGUAAGGCUCUAGUGAUUGGCGUAGUUGCUCCGAAAACAUCAUGUGGUGUGUAUUGCUGGGCUGUAUAAGCCGCUCGAGUCGCUUUCGUAAGGCGUCAGAGUCGACUGUCAAUUCGUAAGGGAGGACAGUGUCUGCGAAGCUAUGGAGAUAUUGCGAUGGCAGAAGAGUGCUAGUCUCAGUAGGUGGAAGGGCUUUUGCAAAUUGUGACGAAGGAAUGGGUUUGAACCAUUUCGCAACUAUAUCUAUAGACUUUUUCCUCUCUGAGCUCGUUGAUGAUUCGUCUUCCACGGAUUUUAUGAAUAUAGGCUUCAUGGGAAUGAAGGCUUCUUGUCUGAAUUCAUCUAGGUUGACGUUGUCAAAAGAGGAGUUGAUUGUUUGAACGGACGGUAAAUUGUGGUAUUUGCGCAUGGCAAUUGGCGAAGAGAAUGCUCGUUUGCAUUUUGUUGUUUGAAGUAUUGUAUUGAUUAGACGCAAUCGCAUAUUGUGUGGUUGAUGGUCUAAUGGUUAAUUACCAUGCAGUUGAAGAUUGACAUUUUGUUUGUAGGGAUGACCUUAGCACAGCACUGCACUUUGCGGCCAGUGCACAGUGCACAGUGUACGAUGAUUGUAAGGGUAAG